This is a messenger RNA of Cuculus canorus (common cuckoo), 3524 nucleotides long. RefSeq names its product mitochondrial ribosomal protein S10 (gene MRPS10). Gene Ontology annotation, molecular function: structural constituent of ribosome. Gene Ontology annotation, cellular component: mitochondrial small ribosomal subunit; mitochondrion; ribosome. The coding region runs from base 24 to 617 and encodes 197 amino acids. The record is from RefSeq and is a predicted model, not a curated record. Gene Ontology annotation, biological process: translation. Lineage: Eukaryota; Metazoa; Chordata; Aves; Cuculiformes; Cuculidae. The transcript is spliced from 8 exons.
GCCGUGCUCGGGGCGGGGACGAGAUGGCAGCGCGGUGGCUGCUGCGGCGGCUCUGCCAGGGGUCAGCUUUUCCUGUCAAUUAUGCAAGCGGAAUUAUGCAGAAGAAGUGUUUCGUUGCAAACUCUGAUGUGAUAGGAGUACGGCUGGCUGGAUCCUGUGUUGAUACACAAAAGCCCAAGACUAAUCCUUUUGUAUCUAUUUCAGAUGAGCCAGAAACAUUGUACAAGAGAGUGUCCCUUUUAGUUAAAGGCCACGAUAAAGCUGUGUUGGACAGUUAUGAGUAUUUUGCAGUGCUUGCAGCUCAAGAACUUGGCAUCUCUAUUGAAAAAGUACAUAAUCCUCCGAAGAAGAUAGAACGGUUGACACUCUUAAAAUCUGUACACAUUUACAAGAAGCACAGAGUUCAGUAUGAGAUGAGAACACAUUACAUGUGUUUGGAGUUAAAAUACCUAACAAGCAGUACUGCUGCAGUUUACUUGGAGUAUGUUCAAAGAAACUUACCUGAAGGGGUUGCCAUGGAAGUAAAAAAGACUAAGAUAGAGAAAAUACCUGAACACAUUAAGCAACCAGUUUGGGAUACGCUACCUCAAGUAGAAGAAACUGAAGUCAAGUCAUGAACUCACCAGCAAGUUAUUCUUAGUCAUAACCCCAGUACAUGUAGACCGCGUGGCUAUAAAGUGAAGAAGUUUGACUAUACUCUGUGAUGAAGAAUUAUGGUCAUCUAUAAUAUGUUUGUAGAAAGGUAAAAUUUAGAGGGUUUUAUAUAUAUAUAUAAAAUUAUAUAUAAAAAUUCCUUAUCUCCUUUGGAUACUAAAUGGCUUCUGGAUUCCGAAAUACUUGCAAAAUCCACUUCAUGUUUGUGUGAUGUUUAAUGUUACGGAUGCCAGAUUGUUACGCAUUUGUUGCUAUAGCUCCUUUGAAGUAACUGAAUCCAAGGUGUACAUAAAGCAUAUUAACUCAUAGUAAGUCAAAACGCAUGAUCUUAGAGGAUACUGAGGCAUGCUGAAGACUUUCCAAGCUUCUACAGUUUGAGUAGCCUAAUUUCCCAUCUAAGUAACUGCUUGUUAACAGAACACAGUGAUUACUUCCACAGACUUACAUCUGUAACUUAAAGUGCUUGUAGAACCACGUUACAAAACAAACGGAUAGCAGAAAGUGUCAUUGUGGAUAGGAAAAACAGUGUAUAAAGUGUUUCAGUUCACUCCAGGGAAAGGCGUGGUCUUUUUCUAAACUGGCUGGAUUGAUUAUUGUGUAAAUCUGACUGGCUGGACACUAGUUAUGCUUAGAGAGGGAGAAACCGUACAAAUAGCAAGAGUGCACUCAACUGCUUUGAAGGUUAGUUUGCUGUGAAUCAAAGGAGGUAAUACUAGAUGCAAAGCCAUCAACAACUUUUCCUGCAGUUUGCAUUAAGCCCCUCUACCUUUACUAGGUGAGCAGGAAGGACACAGCCACAGGAAUCUGCUUCAGUAUUAAGGGAGUCACUCUGAUUCGACUGCUGUUAAAAGAAUUUACUGGAGGAAUAGCUAGCUGGGUCACAGGACAAGACAGCCAGAGCUGAAUCUCACUUAUCAAGAUCCAGGCUGGAUCACACUUAUGAAGAGCACAAUCAAAGCUUAUCAGAGCUUCACACAAUCACAAAAGAAAAGAAGCCUGGUGUUGUUAUCAGGCAGAAAUGGACAAUCUUAUUGGGAAAUAGCUGAAAGACAAGAAACAAAGUUUGUUCUUGAAGACCAUCUACAUUUUCUAGCCGCUGUAGAGGCGCAAAGCUUUUUUAGGAGGGAUAUUUCAACACAGUCCAUGUAGCUAGUGUCACUUAUGAUAGAAAGGAAUCUGCCUGUGCACUUUAUGCCUUAGGAGGAAAAAAAAAGGAAGUUAAUCAAAGGCCUUGUGGGAAGAUACUCUGUCUGCUUCUCCUUUUGAGGUGUUUACUUUCUGCAGUUUCAAGUUAUUCUUCCUUUCUCAUUCCUAGUAUUUAGUCGUGAUAGCAUUUCUUGAAGUUACGUCAGACACUAUAUAAAGGACGAACCUGUGAGCUGAUGUGGUUAAACAAAGCCAAUGUUUUCAGAGGAACAACCUCUUUCAAGUCUGUAUUAAAUUUUCUUCAAAUUUGCCAUGCUGCCACACUUCAGUUUUCCAUAAGCCACCUGCCAAGUUCAGACUGUAUAUGGCAUUGAAAUACGAUUGAGCUCAAUACUAAGUCUUCCCACAUCUUGGUUUGAUGCAUGCUAAGGUUAAGGAGUUGUCCUUUAUUGUCUUUAAAAUCAUUACUACACUCUCUGGUAAAAAAAGUGUUCUCCCCAUCUUUGCUGUAGGCCCAUUUUAAGUACUGGAAAGCUGCUAUAAGGUCUCUGUGAAGCCUUUUUAUGAUUAAGACAUCCAAAGCUUAAAUGACACCUAGACAGACUUGUUAUAUCUGCCUGAAGUGUCCGCUUUGGCAUUCAUACAGCAAAAUUGCCAGAAUUGCCAAUUUCAUGUCCUGGAAUAAAGGUAACAUAUGCCACAGGGGUUGUUUUGUGCAUCACAGCAAAGCAUUCCUACCUUCAUAGAACUCUAGUUUUGAAUCUGAAAGGGCCAAACCACUGUCAGUAUUGCUGUAAGUGUAAACUAGCACUUCCCCAUUAAGGAUUGAGAGGGAGGUUUUCAUACGUGGAACUGAAGUAAAUCCUUAAUAUUGAUUCAGUGCCACUGCCUUUUUAUAUAAAGGAAAUGUGAGAUGAAAAGAUAAAGGAUUCAGUAGCAUUUCACACUGUUCAGUAGCAAAGCUUGACUUUUGCUAUCCAGUAGUGUGCAGUCUCACCCUGUCAUCAGGACACAGAUUCUUCAUCUUGCUGUCCUCACCCCUGGUUGAUAACUUCAUUGGUCACAUCUAGCAAACAAGUUUAACCCAAGUCCAUCAUUCAGAGGAGACUUUAAAAUGUUUGGUUAAACUAAUGCUUUCUAGAUGCAGUUUUACUAAUUACCUUUGCUUUCCUUCCCUCCAAUUCAAGUUUCCCUGUAAUCUGUGGUGUUCAAGGAUAGACACUUCUAGUCUGAAAUCCAGUCAAGGUCCUCCUGCCCCUUUACACAUACCGGAUAUUGGGUUCUGGCCUGCUGAUAUAUUCUCCCUGAGUAUUUCAGAAUGUCUUUAAUAGAAAAGCACUGAAAAUACUCAAGGAUACAGGCAGACCAAUAAGCAAAUAUUUGAUAAAGUUUUCCCUUACUUAAAGGCUAAAACAGACAACCCAAACUAUGUUUGCAUCCACAAAAAGAGUUUUUUCUCUGAGUACAGUUCCUCACCAUUAGAAGGCUGCUUUAUGACCUUCCUCACAUUUGUAUAGGUAGAUGUCUAGUAUUAUCUGCCAGCAUGAGAAAAUAUUCCCAAGGGUCAUAGAAAUAGAUUCCAAUGUAAUGCUGUUACAGAACCCACAGAGUGUUAGCAAAUACUAAGAACAGUAUGAUGAAAGCAGUUGCCAGAUAUAUGGUGGGGAACUUCUAUAUUUCAUCAGUGGUUAUUCUGUCUCAACCUAAAUAGGAACUAUGCUAAA